UUGACAUUUAAAUCUACUUUAAAAUUACUAACAGAAGAAUUUUAACAGUACCAGUGAGUGGCGUGUUUUUCGCAGUUUUUAUUUUAUAAAUUAAUGACACAUGCAUUGAAUAGAUAUAAAAAAAUUUUUAAUUGAAAAGGUGUUCAAUUAGUGAAAAAUGGCAGCAACGACUCCGUUUAAAACACCUCUGCCAUACAGUACUCCAAAAAGUAGUUGUAAGGGAAUGUCUGACAAAUCUGACAGUGAUGAAAGCACAAGUGCUUCUGAUACGGGCUCAGCAUAUUCGGGGUCUUCAGGCGAUUUAACCAUUGUGGCAUUAUUCGAUGAUCUGAUAAGAUUGAUGAAACAGAAGAGGGACGAAAAGGUGGAGGAGGCAUUUCGUACAUUUGCUGAAAACAUGAAAGUUUUAUUUAUACAAUGGCAAACCACUGUAGCUGAAUGCCAAAGGCUACAGAAUGCUCUCGAUAUUAGAACGCAAGAAUUUAGCGAAAUGGAAAGGCAUCUCAACGUAGCAAGGCGAUUAUUAGACGAAGAAAAGAAGAGAACAAAGCAGGCUAAACAAGAACGUGAUGAAUUUGAACAGCAAAUAGGUACAGUGCGAAAGUUACUGUUCAAAGACAACCGAACAAAAUUAGCAGAUGAGACGAGGGAACAAUUUGCAUUUUUGAAUAAAGGUCGUCAUAGUUCAGGGGAACCUGUUGCUACUAAUGUUAAUAAUCAACUCAGUGCAAUUCCGGAGGUUAAUUCUACAGGUUCCAUUAUGUCAGAUUUCAGUUUUUCGCGAUCUGAAGAUGAUCUGGAUAGCUCUAAGUGCUUCCAAGCUGGUAGAGAAUGGAGAAAGCACAGAGCAAGCACAGAAGCUCCUCCUCCAGAACCUGCAGCAAAGAAAAGACGUUCGUCUGGAAACAAAGUUGUCGAGAUUGGCGCAACAGAUACAGUUAGGGCUACAACAACUUUAACAGUAACCAAGGAAGGGCCGAUAAAAGCAACUUCUAUUAUCGAGUCUUUGCCGCAGAAACCUUGUUUGUUUCCCGAUCCUCCAAUUAUAACUGAACCUGUAUCGCAGCCGGGCUACCCACCUGUUAAUUUAAUUUUCGAUUCCUGGAAUCGAGAAGGAUCGCAGAGGCCCGAAAGUAACACCAACCUGAGACAGCACUGCUUCCAGCAGAAGACUGUCGUCAUGCCCGGUUCUUGCACGUCUUGUGAGAAACGUAUACGUUUCGGGAGGUCGGCUCUCAAAUGCAGGGAUUGCAGGGCAAUGUGUCAUUUGGAAUGCAAGGAUUUCUUGCCUUUGCCCUGCGUUCCAGCCGCAAAUACGCCCGGCCAAAGGAAUUUAUUGGGAAUUAUCAGCGACUACACCCCAACCAUACCCCCAAUGGUUCCAGCCCUAAUCGUGCAUUGCUUGAAGGAAAUAGAACAACGCGGGCUAAAUGAAAUUGGAUUAUACCGAAUACCUGGUUCGGAGAAAGACGUGAAAAGUUUGAAGGAGAGGUUCAUCUGUGGAAGGGGUUCGCCCAAUCUCAAGGAAAUCGAUAUCCACGUGAUCUGCGGCUGUGUUAAGAUCUUCCUGCGUUCUCUUACCGAUCCGCUUAUAACCUACAAGUUGUGGAACGACUUUGUGCAAGCCGUCGAAGCUAAAGAUGAGCGGGACAUCGUGCCUACUCUGUAUCAGGUUAUUUCUGAGUUACCGCAACCGAAUAGGGACACGUUAGCGUACAUGAUUCUCCAUUUACAGAAAAUCGCGGAAUCUCCAGAGUGUAAGAUGCCAAUUGAGAAUCUCUCUAAAGUGUUUGGUCCUACGAUUGUCGGGUACUCUUCGGAAGAUCCCAAUCCGAAUAAUUUGAUUACGGAAACGAGGCAGCAAGGCAUGGUAAUGGAACGUUUACUGAAAUUGCCGUCGGAGUAUUGGUCUUCGUUUAUUAAUGUUAGUACUCCUCAACGCACGGGGAAACUACAGCAAACUCCGAGUACGGAUUCGUUAUUAAGGCCAACAAGUCGCAUUUUCACUCCUAGAGGGAUCAAUAACAAUCCAAUAAAAAGGAAGCAAAGGUUUUUCGCCACACCUCCAUCUUUCAAAUAAUCUACAUUUUUUAAAUAUACUUUAUUAUAGUUUUAUUAACAUUAAUUGCCCUAGUUAAAAACUGGUCAUUAAAUGGUGUACGGCUUUCUCUCUUUUAAUGUAUAAUUGUACACAGUUUCGAUAUUAGAUUAUACACAAUAUUAUACGUGUAUGUGUUGUGCAUUAUACACUAUUUCUUAAGGUUAUAUUUAAUGGCUUGUACUUAAUAUAACACUUGUAUUUAGGACCAAGUUUUAUU
Molecule: messenger RNA, 2318 nt
Organism: Anoplophora glabripennis (Asian longhorned beetle)
Lineage: Eukaryota; Metazoa; Arthropoda; Insecta; Coleoptera; Cerambycidae
Product: rac GTPase-activating protein 1-like
Exons: 10
Coding region: 158-2080 (640 amino acids)
Biological process (GO): signal transduction
Source: RefSeq, a predicted model, not a curated record